AUGAAUGAGCUGAUAAUUACGGUCUCCACGCGAACAGAAAAACAUUGUAAUUCAUCUGUCGAUACAUCCAAGCGAGUUUCUGAGAACAGAAAAAUAGUCCGUCCCGCGAAUGACGGGACGCGCACAGAUGACGGAGCGAGCGAUGCAAAUCGCUCCCGAUGA
Molecule: messenger RNA, 162 nt
Organism: Ostreococcus tauri
Lineage: Eukaryota; Viridiplantae; Chlorophyta; Mamiellophyceae; Mamiellales; Bathycoccaceae
Product: unnamed product
Exons: 1
Coding region: 1-162 (53 amino acids)
Source: RefSeq, a predicted model, not a curated record